Messenger RNA from Sesamum indicum (sesame), 1459 nucleotides. RefSeq lists its product as uncharacterized. Gene Ontology annotation, molecular function: protein binding; transcription coregulator activity. The record is from RefSeq and is a predicted model, not a curated record. Gene Ontology annotation, cellular component: histone deacetylase complex. NCBI's taxonomy places the organism in Eukaryota, Viridiplantae, Streptophyta, Magnoliopsida, Lamiales, Pedaliaceae. Gene Ontology annotation, biological process: regulation of DNA-templated transcription.
UGGCAGUUAGUAUGCAUUUACUGCGUGCUCCCAUACCCUCCCCUCUCUCUCUCACUCGCACUUUCUCUCUCUUCAGUUCAACAGUGUUCGUCGUUUCCUCUCUCUAGAGUGGAGAUUUGGUUGUCCGUACGGGUCAGGAAUUUGUUUCUGAGACCGGAGCUUGAAGUUUCUGCUUGCAGUGAAGAAGUUUGCUGGCUAAGCUAGUACAGAAAGGGGCAAUGUUCAAUCCGUGUCCUACUCUGAAGAUUAAUUAAAUCAAGAAAUUCUUGUUGGGAGAAUACCCAAAAAAAGGGGGCGUGCCAAUACGAAAAAUUGGUUUUCUUGUGCAGUGUGGGGCUGAAAUGUAGCUUUGCAUCAGUUUGAACUCAACUGACUUCCUACAAAACUUGGAUUAAAAUUCUGGGUACAAGGGAUAGAGGGUUCACAUAGAUGUAGGGUUUUGGGUGUAAUUGAUCUGGAAGGAAAAGAAUUGGUGGUACACUUGCUAGUUGCUGCUAAUUAGGCCUGUCCAAUAGUGAGAUGUUGGAGACUGAAUCAUGCCCGUCACGGGUUUUAUCACCUUUCCGUGAGGAAAGCGGCGAUGAAGAGCUAUCUGUUCUCCCAAGGCAUACAAAGGUUAUUGUGACUGGCAAUAACAGAACAAAGAGUGUUUUGGUGGGGUUGCAAGGUGUCGUCAAGAAGGCUGUUGGGCUUGGUGGUUGGCAUUGGCUGGUAUUGAAGAAUGGCGUUGAGGUCAAGCUUCAAAGGAACGCUUUAAGUGUAUUAGAACCUCCUACUGGAAAUGAAGAAGAUGAUGAGUAUGACUUUGAUGAUUCUAGCAGUGGCUCUGAUACUGGUGACAAGGAGCACCGUCGCUUCUCUUCUGGAUUUCACUUUGGCAAGAUAAGCAAGCCAAGAGUUCGGUAUGCUAGGCCAUGGUUUCCAUCUGCAGCAUCCACAAAGUCAAUGAAUCGUAGCAGCUGCAGAGAAUUUCAGUCCAAAUCUCAUGCAACACAAUUGAGAGUGAACUUGGCAAAGCUUGGCACUGGAUCAUUGUGGAGAUAUUGGCGAAGCUUCCAUCUUGCAAAUAUUUGUCCUAACCCUACAAAGGAACAACUGGUUAACGCCGUCCAGCAACAUUUUUCUGCACAGAAAGUAGACGAGGUACAAGCGAUCGUGGAAUUCAUUCGCGCGGCCAAGAGACUGCGAUCAGUCGGCAAAGAUUGAGACUUUGAGACUGAGUACAGAGAGUUAGAUUGGCUCACUUCCUGUAAUAUAUAAUGUAUGUAGUAGGUACCCUUAAUGCACCCUAACGCUAGUUAGUUCACCUCUAAUUAUCGAACUGUUAAUGUAGAGACCCUGGCUGCGUCUGUGUUUGUGUGAGUGUUAAUCCAUGAUCUGAACUGAACUCCUAACCUUAUAUUAUGACUCAUUCAGCCAAUUAAUAUUAUGGCUCUCAGCUCCUCUAUUUUCAUCUGUA